AUGGCCUUUUACUCCAUUUCUCGAAACAUCCUCCGUGCCACUCGGGCCCCUGCCAUUGCUCUCCCCAAGAACUCGCGAUGCUUCACAGCCACACCUGUGCAGCGUGUCAUUGACACCAACUUGAAGAAGAACGUUGUUCGCGAGAAGGAGGUUCCUGUCACAGUCUACAGUGCUGGCCAAGGCACUGGUGACAAGCACACAGUCAAUGUUCCCGAGGCAGCUGCUCGAGUUCCCAGCGAGCCUCGUGCUCCUUCUACCGAGAGCGAUAUCGUUCAGCCGCUCACCCGCAAGACUUUUGAGCAGCUCCCCCACACCAUGCGCAACAUGAGUGUCUAUGGCAAGACCAUCAUCCUCACUGGCGCUGCCCGUGGUCUCGGAAACCACAUGGCUCGUGCUUGUGCUGAGGCUGGUGCCAAGAACAUUGUUCUCUUCGACGCCAACCAGGAGCUUGGUGACGAAGCCGCAGCUGAGCUUCACGACAAGACUGGCCUACCUGUCUCCUUCUUUAAGGUCGAUGUUCGUGACGGCGCUGCCAUCAACGCUGCAGUCGACGAGGUUGUCGAGCGCUACGGUGCUCCUGAUGUUCUCAUCAACUCUGCCGGCAUCGCCGACUCCAACAUCAAGGCUGAGACCUACGACCCUGCCAUGUUCCGUCGCCUUAUCGACAUCAACCUUACCGGCUCUUUCCUCAUGUCUCAGGCCGUUGGCCGUGCCAUGAUGUCUGCUGGAAAGCCCGGUAGCAUCAUUCUCGUCGCUUCCAUGUCUGGUUCCAUCGUCAACUUCCCCCAGGAGCAGAGCUGCUAUAAUGCCUCCAAGGCCGGUGUCAUUCAACUCGGCAAGUCCCUUGCGGCUGAGUGGGCCAAGUAUGACAUCCGGGUCAACUGCAUUUCUCCCGGUUACAUGGACACUGCCCUCAACCGAGUUCCUGCGCUUGACGCCCAGAAGAAGAUCUGGAAGUCCUUGACACCCCAGAACCGACUGGGUAACGUUGACGAGCUCAACGGCCUUUGCAUCUACCUCGCCUCAGACUCCUCCAAGUUCAUGACUGGCUCCAACUGCAUCAUCGACGGUGGCUACACAUGCUACUGA
This is a messenger RNA of Fusarium tjaetaba, 1089 nucleotides long. Its product is annotated as D-arabinitol 2-dehydrogenase. Lineage: Eukaryota; Fungi; Ascomycota; Sordariomycetes; Hypocreales; Nectriaceae. The record is from RefSeq and is a predicted model, not a curated record. Bases 1 to 1089 code for a protein of 362 amino acids. Gene Ontology annotation, molecular function: oxidoreductase activity, acting on the CH-OH group of donors, NAD or NADP as acceptor. The transcript has a single exon.